Sipha flava (yellow sugarcane aphid) is the source of this 1787-nucleotide messenger RNA. RefSeq names its product coiled-coil domain-containing protein 102A. Lineage: Eukaryota; Metazoa; Arthropoda; Insecta; Hemiptera; Aphididae. The coding region runs from base 380 to 1696 and encodes 438 amino acids. The record is from RefSeq and is a predicted model, not a curated record. The transcript is spliced from 7 exons.
CUUAUUUAUUAUCAUACUCCGUCGACCACCGUUGUCGUCAUCGUUACAGUCCGAGAUUAGCGCUCUCGGUUUGUUGCAUUUCGAUUUUUAAUUAGAUUACAAUUAUAUUCUUUGAUUUUUGACAUUUUCCAGUCGCUAAUCCUCGUCGUUUUGUGGUAAUGUCGGAAUCGUCGUGUGCAAAUCCAAACGUUUUGCCUUUGAGUGCUGUUUCGCGCAGUGGUUGUCCAAUAGUUUUUCGCUAUGUCAAUUCGUUUAGUAUUACCAUCUACAACUGCACUAAUUGAAUCGCGUUAAUAGUGAAAAAAAAUUAAAGAAAGAAUAAAAAAAAACUAUAUCUUCUUACUUGAAAAACUAAUAAAAUAGUCCUGAAAUCGUUGAAAUGGCCGCGACCGAGACUGGUGGAAUUGUCACAUCAGCUACUUCGUCGGAUUGGGACACAAGAGAGUCUAUGCGCCAACGCGAACUAGAUGAAGCCCGGGCUAGAGCGACGCAAAUGGAAAAGACUAUGAGAUGGUGGUCCGAUUGUACGGCCAACUGGCGUGAAAAAUGGAGCAAGGUGAGAAACGAAAGAAAUAAAGCAAGAGAAGAAGCCAAGUUGUUAAAAGACAAUUUAGAUCAUGUACUAAAAGAAAACAGUAGUAUAAAAAGAGAAAAACAAAAUCUAGAACAACAAAAUGAAUGUUUGCGCAAGGAAUUAGAAAAAGUCAAUCUUAUUCUGUUAAAACAUGCAGGUCAAUGGGAUUCUCAGUUGGUUGAUGCAUUAGAAAAUGGUAUUUCUGAACCAGAUACUUGUUGUAGUUCUUCAUCUAUACCCCAACCAUCAAUUGUCAGCGAUUCGGGUAUCGAAGAAUAUGUUUUACAAGAAGCAGUCCCAAAGCAUGCAGUUGAAAUGUUUAAUCAGACAACUUCUCCUAUCAAAUCACCAACUCCUAUAAAAACCAUGUCAGAUGAAGUAGCUGAUAAACUAGAGAAGAAUUUAGAAAACUUAUUGGAAAGCACUCAACAAGACUUGAACAAUUUGCAUAAUCAGUUGUCAGGUACUGAAAGUGUUAAAUCAGAGUGUCUGAUGUGUCAAGAAAAUCAGGUCUUAACAAACAAACGAUUAGAGGACUUGAGAAUACAGUUGGAACAGUUACAAUCUGAAAAUGAAGUUGAAUGGAGCAAACGAGAACAAUUAGAAAGUGAAAUUAUGAAUGUAGAAAGAAUUAAUAAACAAAUUAAGUCUGAGCUAAACGACGCCCUUGAAAAAUUGCAGAAACAAAAUAAACCUGAAUCAUCUUCAGAUAUCAAAUUCAGACUGUUGCAACAGGAUUUAGCUGAUAAAAAUAUUGAGUUAGCUAAUCUAAAACAUACUCUAUCCAAACAAAAGAAAAUGUUUGUUGACCAAAGUGCUGAGUUGGCUCAUUUAAUGCGUCGUGGUGAACAAUACGAUGGCGAAGUUAAACGUUUAAGAAACAGAGUUGAAGAGCUCAAAAGAGAAUUGGCUACUACUGAAGAAGAUUAUGAUUCUGCUUUAAAUACUAUAAAGAAACUUCAAAGGUAUAAUGAAGAUUUGCAAGAACAGUUGGAUAGUUUACAGGCUGAGUUAAAACAUCAAAACAUUAGAUUGACACGUUUGACUAAUCGAGCCUCUUCAGAUGAUUCCAGUCAUAGUGAUGAAGACUGGAUUCCAAGUAACAAAUCUGUUUUGUGUUAGCUAAUCUUCCAAAGAAAAUCUCCUUUAAAUAAUCUUAAUUUUUUUUUUUUAUUUACUUAAUUAUCUUGUCAAUUAAUUGGUAUUAAUAUUU